Labeo rohita (rohu) is the source of this 2647-nucleotide messenger RNA. It is a transcript of the gene has1, whose product is annotated as hyaluronan synthase 1. Lineage: Eukaryota; Metazoa; Chordata; Actinopteri; Cypriniformes; Cyprinidae. The coding region runs from base 138 to 1841 and encodes 567 amino acids. Gene Ontology annotation, molecular function: hyaluronan synthase activity. Gene Ontology annotation, biological process: hyaluronan biosynthetic process; extracellular matrix assembly. The transcript is spliced from 5 exons. The record is from RefSeq and is a predicted model, not a curated record.
CCUUGAGCUCAGAGCCGGACUAUAAGUUUUUAGGUCCUGAAUGAACAGUCAGUUCAGGAGGAGAGCAGGUCACCGGAGGAGUGAAUAAACCUGGGUAAAGAUUUGUCCCAUUGAAUAGCAUUUCUAGCUAUAAAAAAAUGGACAUCAAACCAGUAUUAAGGAAAAUUGGCUCUUGGGUCCGAGCCAUUCUCACAUUUCUCUUUGCUCUCCUGGUUCUUGGGGUGAUGUUAUGGGCAUACAUCGAUGGUUUCCAGAUAGCCACAUCUCCAUUUAACAUCAUCUCGUUUGGUUUCUACGGAGUGCUGCUCAGCCUCCACAUCCUAAUUCAGAGUUUCUUUGCCUUUGUGGAGCAUCGGCGCAUGAACGCAAGACGCCAACCAUGCUCUUACACAAAAACUGUCGGCUUUACCAUAUCAGCCUAUCAGGAGGACCCUGCUUAUCUCCGCGAGUGCCUUCAGUCAGUACGGGCUCUGCAGUACCCACCUGAGCUUCUACGCAUUGUCAUGGUGGUGGACGGAAACUCAGAAGAUGACCGUUACAUGAUGGAGAUGUUCCGGGAGGUCUUUGCAGACCAGGAUCCUGGCUGUUACAUAUGGCAGAACAACUACCACUCUUGGAAGCCCACUGUCCCAGAAGGCGGUGCAGCUGAAGCAGAUGGAGUUGUGUUUGAAGACCAUCAGCGCUUGGAGGUUGAAACACUCAUCAGAACCAAGAAGUGUGUGUGCAUCAUGCAAAAAUGGGGAGGAAAGAGAGAAGUGAUGUACACAGCAUUCAAGGCAUUAGGAUCCUCAGUGGAUUAUAUACAGGUCUGUGACUCAGACACAAAAUUAGACCCUCUGGCCACAGUGGAGCUCUGCAAGGUGCUGGAGAGCAACCAGAAAUACGGUGCCGUGGGAGGCGACGUGAUGAUCCUUAACCUUAGAGACUCUUAUAUCAGCUUCAUGAGCAGCUUGCGCUACUGGAUGGCGUUUAACAUUGAGAGGUCUUGCCAGUCCUUCUUCGACUGUGUCUCCUGUAUCAGCGGCCCCUUAGGUCUUUAUAGGAAUGACCUGCUGCAACAGUUUCUGGAAUCCUGGUACAACCAGAAGUUUCUUGGCACCCACUGUACGUUCGGGGAUGACCGUCAUCUCACCAAUCGAAUGCUAAGCAUGGGCUAUGCUACAAAGUACACUGCCCGUUCGAAGUGCUACACAGAGACUCCCGCCCAGUUCCUGCGCUGGCUCAAUCAGCAGACGCGUUGGACCAAAUCCUACUUUCGUGAAUGGCUCUAUAAUGCUAUGUGGUGGCACAAGCAUCACCUGUGGAUGACCUACGAAUCCAUUGUCUCAGGCAUCUUUCCUUUUUUCGUCACUGCAACCAUCAUCAAGCUCUUCUGGGCGGCCUCUCUGUGGGACAUUUUGUGGGUCUUGUGCUGCAUCCAACUGAUUGGUCUGGUAAAGGCAGCCUAUGCCUGCAUCCUACGACAAAACAUAGUGAUGGUCUUCAUGUCCUUAUACUCUGUCCUCUAUAUGACCAGCCUCCUACCUGCCAAAUACUUUGCCAUUAUCACCAUGAACAAAAGCAGCUGGGGCACAUCGGGCCGUCGUAAGAUGGUGGGGAACUAUAUUCCCCUGGUACCACUAUCAGUGUGGGCGGCCAUUUUGUUGGGAGGCCUGGGGUACACGAUCUACAAAGAAACCAAGUUGGAUUGGACAACAGAUGAAAAGAAAGAGGAGACCAAGUUUUUGAUAUAUGGAUCUGUAGCUUACGUGUGCUACUGGCUUUUAAUGAUUGGCCUCUAUUGGGUGUGGUUUCGGAGAUUAUUCCGAAAACGCUCACAGACUUACACUGUGAAUGUAUAGGACAAUUACUCUGGCACAUUUUUUAAUUUAUUUAACAUUUGCACAUUUUUUUUGUUUGUAAAUUGAUUACAUGCAAUCUUAUUUAUAGACUUUUUUAAAACUCGCAAUGUUAUUUAUAAUUUAGUUUUUUGUAAAUAUAAGUAUUGCACAUAUUUUAUGCAGUUUAUGAUGUCCAGUAAGUACCAGGUAUUCCUGAAAUGAGGUGAAAGCGACCAGUCAUUAAAUGUAAUGACUAUAUGAAAUGUACAGAAUACAAUCACAUGAAGACAACAUUUUAAAAAUGUUGGGUGGGUUUUUAAAAUGUAGUAAUAUAGCAUAACCAAAAUUUUAGAAAUAUGGUAUUUUUAGUGAGGGAAUUUGAACAAGAUACAUCAUUAAGCUUACUGAAGUGAUACCGAAUGACUAAUGAAAUAACUGAGGGAACAUCCUGUUACAACACGUUUUUUACACAGUAUUUUUAGAACAUUGAUAAAUAGAUACAUACACAAUGAACAGUACUGAUCAUGUGAUGAUGAUAUUUUAGCAUUUGUUAUUGUCAGAAUGACUACUAACACAAAUAUGACAAACAACUGUGCAGAUAUUUCUCCUUUUUUUUGGGAUAAGUGUCAAUUUGUAAAUACUUGAUAAUCCUUUCUGAUGUAAUGUGACAGGGAAUUUUAUGUUGUCUUUUAGCACUUGAACAGAAUAUGUUGUGUCAGUAUAUUUAUUCAUAAAUACAAAUGGCAGGAAUAUUGUGUAAAUGUGAACUCACAAUUAUUUGUUAUUUAAACAAUACAAGAGAUUAAAUAAAUUAUUUUUAAAGGAAA